AUGCCCCUCGCCGCCUCGACCUCGUCUUCGCCCGUCGCCACCCCGUCCGUCGUCGUCCGCAGCACUACCUCACCGGCGCCUCAUCCCUACCGGCCUGCUUCCUUCUUCGUCGUCGUCUCCGACCACCACCCCGAGCACCGCUGCCCGAACCCCUACCGGCCCCGUGAGCACGCGCCCCUCCCUCCUCUCUCUCCCUCGCCCCGACGUGCUCCUCCGCGCGCACCCGUGCCGACCACGCGCUACCGCACCGUCCGCUCCGCGCCCCCCAGCACGAGCCCUCGCGCACGCGCGCUCGCGGCGACCGCGCCCCACCUGCGCCUGGCCUCGCGCGCUGCCCGCGCGCUCGCGCUGACACUCCCCGUCACCGCUCCCGCUCGUGCAUCCGCCCGCUGCUGCACUCACCGGCGCCGCCGCUCAGCUCCACUCCCUCCCUGGCCGUGGCUCCCCGGAGCCGCCCGCGCCUUCGCGCCCCCCUCUGACCCGACUUUCUGCAGCGCCAUCGCUGCCGCUACACGCCAGUCGCCGGCGCUCCGGUGGCUCGCCGGAGCCCCGCCUCCCAUGGCCCUGGCCGCCGGCGCCGACGUGCCCCCGCACGCCCAGCGCCCCACGGGCUCGCGCCCGUUCGGGCGCCCAGCCCCGUUGCUCGCCCGUAACCGCUAA
Aegilops tauschii subsp. strangulata is the source of this 660-nucleotide messenger RNA. The record is from RefSeq and is a predicted model, not a curated record. Lineage: Eukaryota; Viridiplantae; Streptophyta; Magnoliopsida; Poales; Poaceae.